This is a messenger RNA of Planococcus citri (citrus mealybug), 1494 nucleotides long. RefSeq lists its product as uncharacterized. Bases 121 to 1494 code for a protein of 457 amino acids. The record is from RefSeq and is a predicted model, not a curated record. Gene Ontology annotation, molecular function: protein binding. Gene Ontology annotation, biological process: protein ubiquitination. The transcript has 3 exons. Lineage: Eukaryota; Metazoa; Arthropoda; Insecta; Hemiptera; Pseudococcidae.
AUUUCAGUAUUCAUUUAAUAGUUCUCAAGUUCACGAUUUUGAUUAAUAGGCACCUAAGCAAUUUUUGUCUUACUUGAAAAAAAAAUAUUCUGGUUUCUUUUUUCCCCUGAGGAAACAAACAUGAAUCCUUUCUAUCUUACAUGGAUGGUAUUUUUCACCCUCUAUUGCAGUAGUAGUAGUCAGAGUGAUCCCUUGGGGCCUGUAUUAAAUGGUACUGAUUCUGAACACAGGAUCCGAUGCGAUACGUAUUCUCCAGUUCACGAAAUAAACUAUAUAUGGACGAUUCGUCAGUUCAGUCAUCUCGAGGCACUCAACACUAGUGCGAUUUCAUCGCCCAAGUUACACGCACUUACAACUGAUAAAUAUGAAUGGCUCAUCCAAUUUUUACCUAACUACAUUCAUAAGGAAAAAGAAACGAUCUCUGUAAUAGUUUGGUUAACCGGCGGGAGCAGAAUCCGAGAAGCGUUACUGGACCUCAAUAUUUCAAUCAUAAAUCACAAGGAAGAAACGUUAUUAAAGCGAAGUUCGCCACAAUCGCUAUUAGCUGGAGGAGGUCGGGGAUGGAGGCCCUACUGUAAAAAAGAUGAUUUUUUCAGACAUCAUUUACUGCAAAAUGACACAUUGACCCUGUUAAUCAACAUAAGAUGGCUUUCUCAACUAUGUAAUAACGUUUCCCACGAACGCAAUCCAUCACCGACUCCCAUACACGAAACUACUAAUUUUUUGCAGAGUGAACCUUCAAAAAAUACUGAUUCCGAAUACAUGAUUCGAUGCGAUACAUUCAUGCAAUUCCACGAAAUAAAAUAUUUAUGGACUAUUCAUCAUUUUAGUUAUCACGAGACACUCAACACCAGUGGGAUUUUAUCGCCCAAGUUACACGCACCCACAACAAAUAAAUAUGAAUGGGAUAUCAAAAUUACGCCCAAUCACAUACAUGAAGGAAAUAAAACGAUCGCUGUGUACGUUUACUUAUCUGGCGGGAGUACAAUCAGAGAAGCGGUAGCAGACUUACAUGUUUCAAUCAUAAAUCAGAAGAAAGAAACAUUAUUUUAUAAAAAUUCAACUCGAACAAAAUACUCACACGUAGUCUAUUGGGGCUGGGAUGGCUACUGCAACAAAGAUGAUUUUUUCAGACAUCAUUUACUGCAAAAUGACACAUUGAUGCUGUUGAUCAACAUAAAAUGGCUUUCUCCACAUUGCAAUAAUGUUUCCCACGAACGUGAAAUUCCACCGCCGACUCCCAUAAGGUACAUUUAUACAGGAAAGUGUGAAAAUUUAGCCAAACUAGCGGAUGAAUUGUUUGUGGCUGCUUCCAAAUAUGGUUUGGACGACUUGAGAAAAAUUUGCGAGCAAAGACUUUGUGAGACUUUGUCUGCAGAAAAGGCAGAAGACAUGUUUGUAUUUGCCAAGAAACACCAUGCCAACGAACUGAAGUUCAAAGCUGCCCAAUUUAUAGCAAACAGAUUUGUUCAAAAGUUGAAUAUAACGGGCUAG